This is a messenger RNA of Phymastichus coffea, 3185 nucleotides long. RefSeq lists its product as uncharacterized. Gene Ontology annotation, molecular function: nucleic acid binding. The record is from RefSeq and is a predicted model, not a curated record. The transcript is spliced from 9 exons. The coding region runs from base 623 to 2542 and encodes 639 amino acids. NCBI's taxonomy places the organism in Eukaryota, Metazoa, Arthropoda, Insecta, Hymenoptera, Eulophidae.
CACAAAUACAGCAAGCUUUUGCAUUCCAUGUAUUAUACAAUAACUCGUGUAAUUUAUAAUUGGGAAGAGGAUAGAGUACAUUCACCCAACAGUUCUGCGAUUUGAAAUUUCCCUUCAUAGGCGCCAUACCGUUUAGUUCCUGCCGUUGCUACAAGGUAUCGCAUCGUGCACUAAGCAUCGCCAAUAUAUAGCGACACCAAGCUAGUAGCCGCCUACCGCAGCUUGGCUUCGCGCGAUGGGGCUUUCGUUUUCUGUAUAGUUUAGCAGUCAGUCAACAGUAUAACGACGUACAGUGUACGUGUAGGUGAUGAGUGCGAUGCUGUAUAUAUAGCUAGCGUUGGGUAGAUAUUGCGUGUUGUAUCAUACGAGAAUUAGUAAACAUUCAACGAGGAUACUGUAAUUGAAAAUGAUAUUUAAUUAAUAAUUGCUAAAAAAAUGUGGAACUCUUGGUUAUAAAGUUACUGUACGGAUGUUUUUGCCCUAAAUUCACUUGUUUGGCUCACACGAAAAGAUCCGUGACAAAAAAAGAAUCUUUGGUGGAAUUUUUCUUUCUGGCUUUUUAUUGAGAGACACUCGAUUUGCCAUCAGCUGACCCUUGAUGAGCGAGUGAAAAACAAUCUUGAUGCUGCAAAAUACUUUGUUUAUUGAGAACGCAGAGGAGGAUUUAGAGCAUUUCUUGAAGAGUGAUAAACGCAAAAGAGUGCUCAUAUUUCCGCCAGUCAACAAUUACCGGCGGUUUCUCAUCCACCAACUAGUGCAAGAACGCUACAGCGAAUUACUGCAGACAUUCUCUAUUGGUCAAGGUUUUGCCAGAAGAACCGUUGUCUGUUAUAAAACUGACUUUAUUGGACCGCCAAAAGUCAAUGGUGAAAUAUCACAAACAAACGAGUUUGUCGGUAGAUCUUUCGAUAGGAUGGGAAUCGAAAGUCAAUGCACUCCUACUGCAUCACCGGAACACAGUAAGCCAAGGCAGAUGAAAUCUACUCCUGCUUAUGAAAUCUAUCGACCACCAGCGGCAAGGCGAGCUAGGCUUGAAAAAUCGCCAGUUGAAUGUUCCCCAAGCGAACAAACGAGUACAGAUCCCACUACAAAACCAAAUCGCCAGAAACGUCCAGAUCGUGCUGUUUACGUUCCAAGGCAUAGACGUAGUGCUCCUGAAGUAGAAACUACUAAUGUUCCUGUUAAAGAUGCUCAAUCUAAGAUACCAAAGGAGACUGCAAGUUCUAAUUCAAAGAUGCGAAGCAAUAGGACCAAGAGUAAGAGUCCACAAACGACGAUUACUAAUAAUACAACCAUUGAAAAAAUAGAAGUCCAAGUAGUGGAAGCUCCAACUCAUGUAAAGACUACAAAUGAAAUAAAUAUACAAACUGAAGGAACGGAAAGUACAAACUUGCUAUUAGAUAUCAACAAUUCUGAAAAAAUUCAAGAACAGAGCGUUAUCGCUGAAAUGUCUGUGGAGAUCGGUUCCCCAAAUAAAAAUGUAAAAGAAACCGCGAAAUCUCGUGAAAAAGAUGAUAAGAAUGAAUCUGAAAAUGUGCCUGCUUACUCCGAGGAAUCUGACAAAAGAGACCGAAGAAAAUCAAUGGAAAUUGAUGAAGAUAGUAAUAAUACUUCUGAUACACUAACGCAUACAAAUAUAAGUGACAAUAAUAAAAGUGAAGUGCAACAAUCGACAACAUCAAACUCACAAAAUUCGAAAAGUGAUAACAACAAACAAAAUGAUGGACUAGUGAAACAACCAUUAGUUUCUAAGGUGUUGGUAAUUUCGUCAGCUGAAGCAAAGCAAGAAAAUCCUGAUCCAGCACCAUCGCUGACUCCAACGGUGGUUCCGAUGACGCCACCAGAAAAAAAAGUGAAAAAAGUUGAGAGACCAAAGAGUAAACCUGCAGCUCCACCUGCACUUUCUGUGAAAAUUGAUCGCGAUGAGUGUGAUUGGGAAAGCUUGUUCGACGAUAAUGGUGACUGUCUUGAUCCAACAUUGAUCGAAGAGUUAAGCUCAUCAGUGGGAGAGGUAGUUAUAGAGAAACCGAAAAGCAAUUUUAAGGCCUUUAGUCAGCCGAUCGAAGUAUCAAACGAUGAAUACGCACAUAUUGUUGAGAUUUACAACUUCCCAACAGAAUUUAAGUCAAUUGAUUUAGCUGCUGUAUUUAGUCCUUGGAAAAGCGGUGGAUUUGAACUAAAAUGGGUCGAUGAUACGCAUUGCCUUGGAGUUUUUAGCAGUCCCCUCGUUGCUGCUGAAGUUUUAGCGUCAGAACAUCCAUUUGUAAAAACAAGACCACUGAGUGAAGCUAGUUCAUUAAGCAAAUCGAAAGUACGAAAAAGUUCGGAAUUCCUUCAGCCUUAUCGAACUCGACCGGAGACUUGCGCUGCUCUUGCGAGACGUUUAGUCACAAAAUCGCUGGGAGUUACACUAGCAACUGCAAGACAAGAACGUGAACAAGAAAAGAUAGUUUUACGAGAGGCAAAAGAGAAAAGAAGACUUGCAAAUAAACAACGAGAAGACGUUUGGGAGGGCAUUAUUGCAAAUAAAUCAAGUUCAUAAUUUUAUUGAUUUAAACAAAAUCUUACUGCCGAUCAGUGUAUACUAACGUGCAUUAAAUCUGAAUAUGUGCCUUUUGCAAAAGGGCUCAGAUAUAAUUAGGGACAAAUUUUAUUAUUACUACUAUUUUUGUUAAGAAAUUUAUUUGUAAACUAUUAUUACUAGUUAGAUCAUAGUAAUACAAAACGAUUGCUAAUUAAUUUUUUAAUAUAUUUUGAUAUAUUUAAAAUGAUUUUUAAUGUGACAAUUUAUUUUGUACAUUGAGUCAUAUCAUUGAAACUGAAUACGAAUUUUUAUCGUUAAAGAGAUAAAUAAGUAAAUCACCAAGAUAGAAUAAGUUUUAACGUUACCCUUUUGCUUUGAAUAAUUUGUAAAUAUCAAUAAAAUAAAAUUACGCACAAUUUCACAAAAAAAAUUCUUUAAUGUUAGAUGAUUAAAUUGAAUAAUUUUGUUGGGAAUUUCAUACUUUUCAAUAAUUAUAACAGAAAAAAUGUAGCAAAGUAUUUUUGUACAUGAUUAUCGUUAAUAGUCCGAAUAAUUAUACUCUGCAACACAUGACCUAGUCAUUAAAAAAAGUGUGUUACUUAUAUUUGACGUUGAUAACUACGUUAUGUAUUCGAAGGAAAUGUUUGUGAUCGAAAAAUCA